Molecule: messenger RNA, 3243 nt
Organism: Daucus carota subsp. sativus
Lineage: Eukaryota; Viridiplantae; Streptophyta; Magnoliopsida; Apiales; Apiaceae
Exons: 2
Coding region: 1-3243 (1080 amino acids)
Source: RefSeq, a predicted model, not a curated record
AUGGAUGAUCAAUACUCCAUUUGGAUAGGUCUCCCGAGAUACAGUGUAGAAUAUGUAAAUGGAAUAAAAUCAUUUCUACAAAAUGCUUUUCCGAUUUACAGCAAAGGGGAUGAGAUGAAGUGCCCCUGCAGAAAUUGUAUGGAUCGUAAAUGGCAUCGUCAAGAUGUAAUUUAUGAUCAUUUAAUAUGCAGUGGGCCUUCCCCUGGACACAUCAAAUGGAUUUGUCAAGUUUCACAAACAAAAGUAGGACCUAGUGCAACUGAUAUGGACUGUGAAAUAGGGAUGGAUUUUGGGGACAACUUAGAUGCAAUGUUUAAUUGUACCGGGAAGAAGUUUGAAAACUUAGGAGAGUGCGAAGAAGGGCCUAAUGCAGAGGCUAAAAGGUUUUAUGACCGUGUAAAAGAGGGCAAACAACCAUUGUAUCCUGGUUGCACUAAUUUUUCACGCUUAAGUUUUUUGAUAAAACUUUAUUGUUUGAAAUGUGAAAACGGAAUUAGUGAGUCUGCCUUCGGGGAAUUACUAAAGCUGAUAAAAGAAGCUUUCCCAGAGGCCCACCUACCUUUAUCGUUCAAUGCUGCGAAGUCUACAAUUAGGGAUUUAGGUUUAGAUUAUCAAAAAAUACAUGCAUGUCCUAAUAGUUGCAUGUUAUAUUGGGCCGAAAAUAAGGAUAAAGAUGUGUGUCAGAUUUGUGGGGCAUCGAGGUGGGUUAUACACGAGAAGGAAGGCAACGCUGCUAAUAAUGAUCCGGAGAAGUUAGUUCAUAAAGUUCCAGCAUCUGUUAUGCGGUACUUUCCACUAAAAUCAAGACUGCAAAGAAUAUUUAUGUGUAGUGAAACCUCCAAACUGAUGACAUGGCAUGCAUCGAGUCGAAAGGAUGAUGGGAAAUUAAGACAUCCGGCAGAUGCGGAGGCGUGGAAGACGAUGGAUGCUCGUUAUCCUGAUUUUGCUUCCGAAAAACGUAAUAUCAGGCUAGGGGUAGCAGCUGAUGGUUUUAACCCAUACGGAUCAAUGAAUUUAAGCCACAGUACUUGGCCAAUCAUACUAGUGAACUACAACUUGCCCCCCUGGUUAUGCAUGAAACCAGAAAACCUGAUUCUUUCCACAUUAAUAUCGGGUCCAGAAUCUCCAUCGAAUAAUAUUGAUGUGUAUAUGCAGCCUUUGGUUGCUGAGCUGAAAGAAUUAUGGGAUUCUGGUAUUGAAACUUUUGAUGCCUUGACUAAUAAGAAUUUCAAUUUACGUGCAAUGGUGUUGUGGACCAUUAGUGAUUUUCCGGGUUAUUCCAUGUUGUCAGGGUGGAGCACGAAGGGGUACUUAGCGUGUCCAGUAUGCCAUUACGAGACUUCUUCUGAAUAUUUAAAACAUAGCAGAAAAAUAUGUUAUAUGAACCAUAGGAAGUUUCUUGAUCCUACACACAAGUGGAGGUUUGAUAAGAAAAGAUUUAAUGGCCAAAUUGAAACUGGACAGCCUCCUUCAAUUUUAUCCGGGUUGGAUAUUUUAACGGUGUUGAAGGAUUAUGAAAAUAAAUUUGGGGAGGCUGAGAAAAAGGGUAAAAAAAGUGACUGCCCUUUUAAUAAGAAAUCAAUAUUUUUUGAUUUGCCCUAUUGGCGUUAUAAUCCCCUUCGACAUAACCUUGAUGCAAUGCAUAUCGAAAAAAACCUUUGCGACAACAUAUUAGGCACAUUGCUUAAUAUUAGUGGCAAAUCAAAGGAUCAUAUAAAUGCCCGUUUAGAUUUACAGGAAUUAGGUAUAAGAAAGGACUUGCAUCCUGUUGAAUCUAGUGACGGGAAGCAUCUUGAAAUUAAGGCAGCAAUAUUUGAUAUGACUAACAAGGAGAAAGAAAUUUUCUGCUCAGUAUUAAAGAAUGCCAAACUACCUUAUGGUUCUGCUUCUAAUAUUAGCCGAUAUGUACACACAAAUUUAAGAAAGAUAUCAGGGUAUAAAAGCCAUGAUGCACAUUUUAUACUUCAUUAUCUCUUACAAUUUGCUGUGAAAAAAUCGCUAAGAGCCGAAGUUGCCUUGCCAUUGAUUAGACUGAGUGCAUUUCUUAGGGGAUUAUGGAACAAGGUUAUUGACUUGGAUGAACUUCCGAGGUUGGAAAAAGAAAUUGUGGAGAUACUAUGUCAAUUUGAGAUGAUUUUUCCACAUUCUUUUUUUGAUGUGAUGGUACACUUGCCUAUCCAUUUAUCCAGAGAAGUCAGAUUAGGUGGACCACUACCCGAUCGCAACAUGUUUCCAAUUGAGCGUUAUCUCGGUAAGUUGAAAAAAUAUGUUCGCAAUAGAAGUAGACCGGAAGGUUCAAUUGCAGAGGGUUAUCUAGCAGAAGAGUGUCUGACUUUUUGUUCGAGAUUUUUGGGUGGAGGAAUAGAAAACAGCAUGUAUUCAUCUUGUCCAGCAGCUGUUGAGUAUCACAUUGGCACCAAAAAAAACAAAGAUGGAAAAAUUUUUAAAUUAGGAGAAAGCGAUUGGAAGGCAUGCCAUCGCUAUGUUUUGUUUAAUUCUGGUAAUGAGGAAGUAGAGAAUCUAAUCAAGGAGCAUCGAGCUUUACUAGACAGUUGUGGCACUUCAAAAAAAUUUAAAAGGGAACGAGCACACACUGAAGAAUUCUGGAAAUGGUUAACCGAACAGAUUGUAACAAAAGAUCUGAUUUCAACAGAUUUGGAGGUGUUUUCAUUAGGUCCUAACAGAAGAGCUAGGAAAUUCAGUGGCUACGUUAUAAAUGGAUAUAGAUUUCAUACGAAAUCUAGGGAUUCCCAAUGUGUCACACAAAACAGCGGUGUUUUUUUAACAGCUGAAACAACUAGUUUUGCAAGUUCGCGAGAUGAAAACCCCAUAGUUGGCAAUGUCAACUAUUUUGGUUCAAUUGAAGAAAUAUUUGAACUAGAUUAUUGGGGGGCUUUUACCGUGGUACUUUUUAAAUGUAGUUGGUAUCAAGAAGGCAAAGACUUAUAUGGCCUUACUCAAGUAAACUUCAGCAGGUUGUGCCAUAAGGCCGACCCUUAUGUCAUGGCUUCACAAGUUAGACAAGUGUUUUAUGUCGAGGAUCCGAUUGAAAAGAAUGUUCACUAUGUCAUUAAAAAAUUACCGAGAGAUUGGUGUGAUGCUGAUAACCAAAAUGCAGUUGAAGAUUACAAAAAUGCAACUUUUGAUGAUAUUGACUACAAUUGCAGAAUACAAAGUGAAGUUGGUCAUGAGAGCUGCUUUAGAGAUGACAUCCCGACAACUCAUAUUCCUUUUCCAUCUUAG